Bursaphelenchus okinawaensis is the source of this 838-nucleotide messenger RNA. NCBI's taxonomy places the organism in Eukaryota, Metazoa, Nematoda, Chromadorea, Rhabditida, Aphelenchoididae. The record is from the annotation of a GenBank genome assembly.
AUGACUACGGUCGAUUUCCCGGUAGUUUUGCGUCCAUUGGUAAUUCAGGAUGUAGAGGCCGUGAAAGCGUAAUACUUUUUGACAUAACCUGCUUUUUAAACAAUUAUAUGUUUAUAAUUAACAUUAUCAACGUAUCAUUUUUUGUUAUAUUGUACUUGUUUUUGUCGCCAUUCUGUUUUAAAUACCUUUCUCCUAAUUUUAAUAAUUUGAAAUUUUUAAUUGAACGAGCAAGAAGCUUUUGGUAAUAGUAAGAUAAAUAAUAAAAAGCUAUUUACAGACUGAGCGAUAUAGUAUUUCCGAUAAAUUACCCAUUAGGAUACUUUUGUGAAUGCAUUACCCAAGGAGAGCAUGAUCACUUGAGCAUUUUCGGCCCAAUUGGACUGAACGGCUUUGUCUUUAUCAUCAAGAACUACCACUCUCCUUUGUACGGCUUACGGUACACUCCAGAAGACGCGGAGGUUGCCAAGCUCAGCAACUAUAAGGUAAUACUUUGCACUUACUUUCAACAUAUCCUACUUUGAUACACUUACCUUUUCAGUGCGCUUAUAUCUCCACCAUCGCCAUCCAACCUUCACAUCAACGUCGCGGACUAGCUUCAUUCAUGAUGGCACAAAUUAUGUAUCAAAUGAGCAAGUCCGAGAAACCUCCAGACGUCCUUUACCUUCAUGUCAUGACGACCAACGAGAAAGCCAUCAGGUUCUACCGCAAAAUGGGAUUCGAAAAGUUCAAAAAAGUGAAAAACUUUUACAAAAGCUGCUCCAUCUAUCCAGAUGCCUACAUCAUGAUCAAAAAACUCGACUUUAACAAACCACAAAGUGUUUCUAGUGCUGAAAAAUAA